Pungitius pungitius (ninespine stickleback) is the source of this 1297-nucleotide messenger RNA. Its product is annotated as centrosomal protein of 55 kDa-like. The record is from RefSeq and is a predicted model, not a curated record. The transcript is spliced from 9 exons. The coding region runs from base 145 to 1191 and encodes 348 amino acids. Gene Ontology annotation, biological process: establishment of protein localization; regulation of phosphatidylinositol 3-kinase/protein kinase B signal transduction; mitotic cytokinesis. NCBI's taxonomy places the organism in Eukaryota, Metazoa, Chordata, Actinopteri, Perciformes, Gasterosteidae. Gene Ontology annotation, cellular component: midbody.
AGUUUAAGGCGGCAGUUUUUGUAGCAGCUCCGUUAGCUUUAGCUAACGUUAGCUAGACAAAUGCCUCCCUGACUAGCUAACGUUAGCUGUCAGGUUACUAACGUUACUUGGUGAAAUUGGAAUCUAAAAAAUAAGCAUGCGUAGAUGGCUUCCACCAGAUCCAAGCGUUUUCUCAGGAAAGAGCUAAAAAAAAAGUCAGAGCUCGAUGUGGUUGUGAUCAGCUUGAGGGCCGAGAAUGCCUGUCUGAAGAAGACCUUGGUUCAACAAAUCCGGCUUGCAGAGAGAUUCUUCUCUUUUCAAACUGUUAAGCUGAGGAGCAGUCAGCAGCUCUCCACCAAAGACGAGAUGGCUCUGCAGUCAGAGGAGAUGAGCAAGAAAGAAGGGAAGCAGAUAGACGUAGGAUUGGAGAAAAACAAGGAGUGGCUGGAAUAUGACGAGCAGAGAGAGGCCUACGUGAGGGCGACUCUGGCCAGAAUGUUAUGGCUGGAGAAGCAGCUGAACGCAGCUAAUCAGGCUCUCUUACAGCAGAACAAUGAGGACCAUUCAAAUGCUCUCAUUAGAGAAGUGGAGAAAUUCCACCAGAUGCAGAAGCACCAUGAAAGACUCUUACGGAAAGCUGAAGACGAGCUGAUGGUGCUCAGAGAGAACUUCAAAACGAUAGAGCGGAAACUGAUAAUGACCGAAAACCAAUGCCAGGAAAGAGAGAGGGAGGUAGACGAGCUAAAGCAACAGCUGCAGACUGAAAAUAUGAGCAGAACCAGUUCAUGGUCCGACGAUCAAUGCUGUGAGGAUGAAGAGGAAUGGCUGAGUGCUGAGAGCGAAGACCUUCAGUGCCGACCGGAUGAGGAGAAGCGAAGAUUGUCUGGCUUUGCGCUGCAGUUUUCUGUCUUUCAGAAGUUAUUGGUAACUGGUCAAGAAAAGAUUGCGGAACUGGAACGACAGAUCCAGAUUUAUUCACAAGACCUUGAGGAUGAGAAGCAGAAUUGUUCAUAUUUGAAGAAGAAAAUAGUCAGAGUUCUGCAGAAUCAGCAGGAUCACACGUCAGGCCUGUGCUCCAGAGACAGCGCGACAUGGACCCCCCCCCGCAACCUGCUGAACGAAAGCUUCCUGGAGUGUCCCAGCUGCCGAGCCGAGUACCCAGUCAGUCACCACCGGGAACUGAUGAGCCACCUGGAGAUCUGUCUCAAAUAAGCCAAGCCCAGUCCUUCUUUAUGUGUCUUCUGGAUUAUGCAUUGUUUUUUUUAACCUGCUGUGGAACCAGAGGAACACGUCAACUUAAUAAACCAUGUGAUCAGUU